Messenger RNA from Drosophila ananassae, 1790 nucleotides. It is a transcript of the gene Dic3, whose product is annotated as mitochondrial dicarboxylate carrier. Gene Ontology annotation, biological process: thiosulfate transport; succinate transmembrane transport; phosphate ion transmembrane transport. Gene Ontology annotation, molecular function: sulfate transmembrane transporter activity; succinate transmembrane transporter activity; oxaloacetate transmembrane transporter activity. Bases 93 to 959 code for a protein of 288 amino acids. The record is from RefSeq and is a predicted model, not a curated record. The transcript is spliced from 2 exons. Lineage: Eukaryota; Metazoa; Arthropoda; Insecta; Diptera; Drosophilidae.
UUUCCUGUCAGUCACUGUUUUGGAUCUUUAUUUAAAAAUUGGGGGAUUAUGCAAAGUAAGAGAAAACACCUGAUCGCCUCUAGUUACCAUAUAUGUCGGAUAACAAUGCCAACUCGAAGCGAUUGCCACGAUGGUGGUCUGGAGGCGUUUGCUCGGCGUUGGCAGUGACCGCGACCCAUCCCCUCGAUCUGAUAAAGGUGCAGCUCCAGACGCAGUCAGGUGCCGACAGGAAAUCCGUUGGUGAAAUCAUGGGCAAUAUCUAUCGGCAAGGUGGUUUUCUGGGUUUCUAUAACGGAAUAUCGGCGUCCUGGUUCCGCCAGCUCACCUACACCACAUCCCGUUUCGCACUGUACGAGUGGGGCAAGCAGUUUGUCGACGCCAGCCAGGUCAGCUCCAAAGUGGGACUGGCCAUUUUUGCUGGCGUCUUGGGAGGAUGCGUGGGAGUUCCCGGCGAUGUGGUCACCGUGCGAAUGCAGAACGAUGCCAAAAUGCCGCCGGAAUCGCGUCGAAAUUACAAGCACGUCUUCGACGGCCUCUAUCGAAUCCAGAAGGAGGAGGGCGUCAGCAGUCUGUUUCGGGGAGCAGUGCCGGCUGUUACGAGGGCCAUUGUCCUGACGAUUGGAACCAAUGCAGCCUACGACCAGGUCAAGCAAAUGCUGCAGUCCGCCACUGGAAUGACGGACGGCCUGCCGCUGCACUUUGCCACGUCCACGCUGGCCGGAUGCAUUGGAACGGUGAUGACCCAGCCGAUCGACGUCAUCAAGACGACGUACAUGAACGCCAAGCCGGGUCAGUUCGACGGGAUUGGAGCAGCGGUCGUGAGCAUUGCCAAGCAGGGACCAUUGGCCUUCUACAAGGGAUUCAUUCCGGCCUUGAUGCGGGUUAGUCCGAACACGAUAAUCACGUUUAUGCUCUACGAGCAGGCUCGUAUGCGAUUCGGAAAACUUCCCAACAACUGAUGUCCUUUCGAAGUGGCCACUAAAUUAUCAUGUUUAGUCGAAAGGUCGUGAGUACUUUUGAGAUUACUGGACAUAGCACUGCGUCUGUCCAUUGGACCAGAAAUAAUCCUGCGCGGCCUAAUCAGCUGCCACCGUAUGAGCCGCAAGAGGGCUGAACCGCUGAGCCGGUGAACCGCAGGAUGAGGGGACUAGGACCGCUAACCGCUAGGCGCUACACGCUGACCGCUGGUCGCUGGUCGCUGGUCAACGCGGCCAGCUAGUGGGGGUCACUAUAUGGAUAUUAACCGUUUAUGGUUUAUGAAAUUUGCAUACGACCGACCACAUGCAUUCGAGGCACACGUGAGCCUUUACGGAAAACGAGACCCAAUCCGCGGCAAUUAGUUAAGCUGGGUGCUCAUGCCUCGCACCCGUAAUUAGGAAGCGGGGUUAGGCAAGGUGCAAGGGUCGCAACCCCAAACAAAAAAAAAACAACCAAAAACAUGAACAAUUCCGAAGGAUAACUCGAAUUGUAUGUGUGAAAACUGGAAACCUGAAAACUACCUAAUCGAAAACAGGCUCUGGAAAGGAUCGUAAGAUUUAAGGGUGACAUUCUGUGGACUAACCAAAAUACCACUAAUUCUAAAUUUUAAGUUAUUUUUUAAAAGAUAGUUCCAUUUCGUCCUAUUUACUUUAGGCGGCAGUUCACAUUGGUGACGAAAGCGAGAAGUUCACUUCUAUAGCCGAAAUAUUCAAAAUUUUCAUUGUGCGUCGGAUUUGGAUACAUUUUUUUAAUGUUCAUAUGGUACAAGAAAUCUAUAAUCUAUGAAUUAAAAACCUAAUACUUGAAAUUAA